AUGUCGGACGAAGAGCAGCAGUUCGAGUCAAAGGGAGAUGAAGGGCCUUCCAAGACAUUCCCUUGGCAAACUGGUACCAAUUCGCCAGAAUGGUUUCAUCAUCAUCAAGAACAGGCCUUGCGAGUUUCCACUUCAAAAACCGGCAAGCAUGGACAUGCAAAGUGCCACUUUUUAGCCAUUGAUAUGUUUAAUGGGAAGAAACUUGAAGAUAUUGUUCCUUCAUACCACAAGUGUUAUGGCAAAUUUCUGUUUCCGUUUUGCCUUUCAUGGAUUAAGGAUGGGUUUGCUGAGGGAAAAGAACUUGUGGUGACAGUCAUGACAGCAAUGGGGGAGGAGCAAACCUGUGCUACCAAGAACAUUUGA
This is a messenger RNA of Ziziphus jujuba (common jujube), 363 nucleotides long. Its product is annotated as eukaryotic translation initiation factor 5A-2-like. The record is from RefSeq and is a predicted model, not a curated record. Bases 1 to 363 code for a protein of 120 amino acids. Gene Ontology annotation, molecular function: translation elongation factor activity; ribosome binding; RNA binding. Lineage: Eukaryota; Viridiplantae; Streptophyta; Magnoliopsida; Rosales; Rhamnaceae. Gene Ontology annotation, biological process: positive regulation of translational termination; positive regulation of translational elongation. The transcript has 3 exons.